This is a messenger RNA of Condylostylus longicornis, 1329 nucleotides long. Its product is annotated as alpha-tocopherol transfer protein-like. Gene Ontology annotation, cellular component: membrane. The transcript has 7 exons. The record is from RefSeq and is a predicted model, not a curated record. Gene Ontology annotation, molecular function: phosphatidylinositol bisphosphate binding. The coding region runs from base 212 to 1156 and encodes 314 amino acids. Lineage: Eukaryota; Metazoa; Arthropoda; Insecta; Diptera; Dolichopodidae.
UGAGUUUAGAAAUUGAAAGCUAAAAUUUUUUAUUAAAAAAAAAGUACAUAACAUUCCAGUUUUUUUUUUUUUUGCUCUUUUUUAUUCGUUUAGUUUAGAUUAUUACGUCUCUAUUUAAAAUUAGAACUAUCAUUAAGAAUAAUUGGUGAUACUCGUAUUAUAAAAUAGAAGUAGUUAAGAUUUUCAAAUUUUAAACAAAAAAUAAAAAAUAAUGGCUGUGGAGGAACAUGAUUUUACACCAAAAAAUCCAACAUUACAAAAAAUUGUUAGAGAAGAAUUAAAUGAAACACAAACUCGUAUUAAUGAAAGUUUAGAACAUAUUAAAGAAUGGCUAUUAAAACAACCCCAUAUAACACCAAGAUUAGAUGACAAAUUUCUCAUAGGAUUUCUUAGAACAUCAAAAUAUAGUUUAGAAGCAACAAAAAGUAAAUUAGAUACAUAUUUUUCAUUUAGAAGUCUGGCACCGGAAUUCUUUAGAGAUCGUGAUCCAUAUGAUAUAAAAUUAAAAGGACUUCUAGAAAGUGGGACUUAUUUUCCAACACCAGAAUCCCAUCCAGAUGGAUCACGCGUUAGUGUAACUGUAGUAUCUAAUUUACAAAAGCAUGAUUGUGGUAUUAUAGAUAUAAUUCGCAUUACUACUAUGGUAAAUGAUAGAAUUUGCAUAUAUGAUGAUCAUUUAACAAUAGCUGGUGCCCAUGCAGUUUUAGAUGUCGAAGGUUGUACCAUUGCAUUAGCAACACAAGUUUUACAAUUGGCUAAUAAAUUAGCUUUAGGAAUACAAAAUGCAUAUCCAAUUCGAAUUAAACAUUUUCACUUGAUUAAUGUUGACAAAACUCCACCAAUUUUUCAGAUGGUUUUAAAAACGUUUAGGACUCUUUUCAGAGAUAAAAUGGCUCAAAGAAUCCUUAUACAUGACAAUCUUGAAAGUUUACAUAAAUGUGUUCCGAAGAACAUAUUGCCAAACGAAUACGGCGGUGAUGCUGGUACAUGUGCAGAAAUAUCAGCACAAUAUAUCCUUCCAAUUAUGUUAAAGAGUAAAGAAUGGCUUCAAGACGAUGCACAAUACAAAAGUGAUGAAUCAAAAAGAGUUGGACAAUCAAAAAACAAUGAUAUGUUUGGAAUUGAGGGGUCUUUCAAGAAACUGGAAAUUGAUUAAUUUAUUCUGUGUUUUUCUUUUUUAAUUCAUAUUUUUGUAUGAUUAAUAUUAUUUAACCUUAUAGGUGGUAAAUUAAAGUUAAUUUUUGUAUUUAAAUGUUGAAUUAAUUUUGUAAAAAGUGAAAUUUUUGUAAAAGGUGAAAUAAAAUAUAAAAUGUAAUGAAAUUUCAAUAA